AUGACCGAUACGUCGCUGCCGCCCAACGCCCCCAUGACCAACGGCAACGUCGUGCCUGGUCAUGGAGAAGCAGAUGCAUCCUCACAUACGAACAACACCGACACGACAACGCCCUUGCCUUCUCUCCAAGACAUUUGCGCACUGGUCAAUGGCCAGGUCAACGACUUCCUGGCCGCUUCUCCACCGGACGAAGUGACGAAGCGGACUCAAGAGCAGGCAAAGAUUGCGCUGGAGGUGAUAUCCAAAGCAUUAGAGGAUUACGAGUUCGGCACGCUGUCUUUGUCCUACAACGGCGGUAAAGACUGUUUAGUCUUGCUCAUUCUAUAUCUCGCCGUGCUGCACACCCACUACACACGACCCAGCAGCCGACGGAAACAAGACCAGCAAGAGGCGGAGCAAAAUCCAACUUCACAACCCCCUUUAAAAGAAUUUCCGCAAUCCAUCCCAGCCAUCUAUGCUAAACCGCCAGACCCGUUCCCCGCGGUCACUGAGUUCGUCGAGUACUCGUCUAAACUCUACCAUCUCGACCUGACACACAUAUCGACGAAUCCGGGGCCACGACCACGAGAAAGAUCGCAUUCCAACCCACCCCUGAGACACACAUCGUUGCCGGCUCUCUCGGAUCUGGAUCGACUCGAGCACGAAAUCGCCGCGCCCAAACCCAUCAUCUCCUUCCGCGAUGCCUUUGCAUUAUAUCUGACGGCGAACCCUCAGAUCCGGGCCAUUUUCGUGGGCACUCGUCGAACCGAUCCUCACGGCAGCAAGCUGACGCACUUUGACCCAACGGACCACAACUGGCCGAAAUUUAUGCGCAUCCAUCCCAUCAUCGACUGGCAUUUAUCCGAGAUCUGGUGUUUCUUGCGAUCCCCACACCUCAAGGAUCCAUUGACCGGCGGCCCAUUGAGGUAUUGUCCCAUGUAUGAUGAAGGGUACACCAGUCUUGGAGGCAUCAAUGAUACCUUGAAGAAUCCAAAGUUGAGGUAUGUCGACGAAAAUGGUGUCGAACGGUAUCGACCAGCCUACGAGAUGACUCAAGAUGAAGGCGAGAGACUGGGCAGGGAGUAG
This is a messenger RNA of Exophiala dermatitidis NIH/UT8656, 1065 nucleotides long. Its product is annotated as FMN adenylyltransferase. Gene Ontology annotation, molecular function: FMN adenylyltransferase activity. The coding region runs from base 1 to 1065 and encodes 354 amino acids. Gene Ontology annotation, biological process: FAD biosynthetic process. The record is from RefSeq and is a predicted model, not a curated record. Lineage: Eukaryota; Fungi; Ascomycota; Eurotiomycetes; Chaetothyriales; Herpotrichiellaceae. The transcript is spliced from 2 exons.